AUGAAUUUUAAUGUCUGGAAUAUCAAAGAGAUGCUCAGUAUUCCUUCAGGCUCUGGGACCACUAAGUCAUCUAACUGGAAUAAUAAUCAGACUGAUUAUUCCAGUCUCAGUGAUUCCCAGUUCCUCUUUGGAUCUCAGUUCUGUCCAGAAAAUUCAGAGACGCUGUCAGCACCCUUGGACUUUGGUGCCCACUUGAGGCAUUCAAAACAGUCACAACAGACUUCUCUGGAUAGUGAACCUAGUAUUUUCACAAAGUACCAGACAAAACCCCAGCUGUAUAGAGGAGAUACAAAGAAUGGAGGCUUAUUUCCUCUUCCUUUGCCAGUUGGAAAAUCAAAAGACCUCUUGGAACAGUUUGAGGAGGAAAAGAAAAGGACAAAAGACAAAUGUGACAGUGAGACUCUUUACAACUUUGUUCCCCAUAUCAGAGAAAGCAUUCAAAGGUUGCAGACAUCUGUGGAAAAGUCUGAGGAACAUCUCAGUUCAAUAAGCCAAUCUAUUUUGGAUUCUUUGGAGACUGUGGCCAAGACAUUGCAAGAGACUGUGCAGGCCCAGAAUGGCCUGGUGUUUGAGGCAGUGCAGGACAAACGCAACACGGAGCAGGCCAUUCUUGAGAUGCAGAAGAGAUUUGAAGCUAGACAAGCAGAGUUUAUAGAAAUGAAGUCCAACAUGAAGCAUCUUGAAGUUUUAGUUGCCCAGCAGAGUAAGGAUUUCCAGCAGCUGUGUGAGCAGCUGGGCCAGCUGAACUUGCCCAGUGUCCUAGCAGAGCUGAAGAGAUUGAUCUUGGUGCCUCGGGUACCUGGGCAUGUCAAAGACAGCACUUCUCAAACCUCACCACCCCUGGCCCAGAGCCUCAACUUCACCAGGCAGGAAAAAUGCGCCUCUGAGGAACCAGUUAUAUGGCAGACCCAGGCCCUUGCUGAUGCAUGGAAUCCCAGUACAGGCUCUCUGCAGCCUGGAGAGUUUGACAUCUGGGGUGAGGGAGCAAAGAGUGAUGCUCUCCAAGAAGAGGCUGCCCUGUCGGCGGUCAGGUCCCAUAAAGGAAGUGGGUGUGUAAAGGACAAGGCAGUGCAGGCUAACUGCAAGAAUUUGGCUGUUACUAAAACAGGUCCCAAGAACCAUGGCUCCAACAUCCCAUACCACAAAGUUCCUGGUGACAGGGACCUGGUUUCCCAGGGAACCCCACAGCUCAUAUGCCUGGACUUAAACAACUUUGCAACCAGCACUAAGAAUGCCUGCCAAAAAUAUCAAGCCAAAAGCAUGUAUUCACACGACCCAUGUGAACAGUUGGUAACUGAACAGAAAGGCAGGACUAUAGAAAGAGGAGGGACAGGCAAAAAGCAGCAGCUGCCCAGGAAAGCCCACAGAGGGAGGCACCUAGCCAGGAAGCGAGAACAAACCCCAAGUAAGACAUGUGCUUUCAAGUCUAAAUACCAGAGUCCUCAGCACCCCCUGGGGCAGCAGGAACCACUUGCUCAGCCCCUACAUGUGCAGGGCUCUAGAAGUCCCAAAAAGUUAGUCUGCCCAGUUCUGGGAGGAACAGUCACAAACAGUAAGACAGCAAAGGUGAUGCAAGGGAGCCUCUUGCAGCUCAGCGGAUGCUCUUCUCAAGACAACAGGCUGCUUUCCAGCAGUUCCCAAGGGGACUACCGGAUGAGCUGGUUCAGUGACCUCAACCUUGGAAGUUCAGAGCCCCCCCCCUGCAAGGAGCCAGGGAAGAAUUUGCUCUAUGACCUGGGUUUUGAUAGCAGCGAUGAUGGCCUCUGA
Messenger RNA from Galeopterus variegatus (Sunda flying lemur), 1767 nucleotides. RefSeq names its product coiled-coil domain containing 36 (gene IHO1). Gene Ontology annotation, biological process: DNA recombination; homologous chromosome pairing at meiosis; meiotic DNA double-strand break formation. The record is from RefSeq and is a predicted model, not a curated record. Gene Ontology annotation, cellular component: condensed nuclear chromosome. The coding region runs from base 1 to 1767 and encodes 588 amino acids. The transcript is spliced from 7 exons. Lineage: Eukaryota; Metazoa; Chordata; Mammalia; Dermoptera; Cynocephalidae.